Messenger RNA from Serinus canaria (Common canary), 6714 nucleotides. RefSeq lists its product as uncharacterized. The record is from RefSeq and is a predicted model, not a curated record. Lineage: Eukaryota; Metazoa; Chordata; Aves; Passeriformes; Fringillidae. The transcript is spliced from 17 exons. Gene Ontology annotation, cellular component: perinuclear region of cytoplasm. The coding region runs from base 1666 to 4212 and encodes 848 amino acids.
GUGUAAAUGAUUUCCCUAAAUGCUCCAUUUUUGCUGAACAAUAAAAGCCAAAUUGAUUUUGUUUCAAAGCUUUGCUGAAUUUUGUGGGCUUGCUUUCAAAAGGAAAGGAUGUGUUUGGGUGGGGUAUUGUUUAAUUUUUCUAAUUUUUUGAAAAGUGCUACACAACCAGAUCCUGCUAUUUGUGAAGUAGAUUCACGCUGAAAAUAUCCAGUCAGCAUUGAUUAGUAGUGUUGAGUCAGGUUCUUUUCUUUGCAGAAACAAUGUGCACCAUUGUGUGUGUCUAGGCUGAGCCCAGAUUGAAAGUCCUUUUCAAGCCCUGCUCUCAGCAACAUGCCGUGAAAUCAGUAGAUGGGCCAUUUGUGUAAUUAGACCUCAAGGUAGCUGAUGAAGAAGCCAGGAAGGACGUGUGAAGGAGCUGGCUCACAGCUACAGCAGAGCCUGGUAUCAGGGUGGGGAUAGUUCAAAGUGGGGCUGUGAUUGAGCCCUUCUGCCUUCACACAGCUCCGCUUUUCCCAGUACCUCCUGGACCAGCGGUUUGCAGAUUUUAGCCACUUAAUUUCUGAAGGGGCCCUCAAUGUCUAUAGAGAGUUGGAGCUAAACCACAUUUCAUGCCUUCUCGUUGGGAACGCCCCUUCUCAACAAUGGGUCGUUGUCACAGUCCAGACAAUGCUGGUGUCAUGAUGAGAAACAAGUGCCUUGCUAUGUGUGCCAUGGUACAUGCCACUGAGAAAAGCACUUGGUUUAUUCCAGUAAAGCUCACAUUCAAGGGAUAUUGCAGAAAUGUCUAUUCCACAUUAAAAAAAAAAAAAUGUAUGUGGGCCGCUCUGUUUUUGAAAACUUACACAUUUUUUUCCUCUAUUAAAUUGCUUCCUGGCGAUGGAAAUGUCUGGGAAUUUUUUUUUUUUUCCUAUUGCAUAUACUUUCCUUUAGCUUGCAUACCCCUGAGGUAAUUAGUGUAGGUUAAAAUUUACAUAACUGACUUAAGGGUUUUGCAAAUAGGAAAGAUGGAAAUUUAUUCAAGGUGGUGAAUAAUUCAUUUUAAAGCAAGCUUCCUGUUUUUUUAAUCAUGUAGAAGAUGUAUUACAGACUCAUAGAGAUUUUCUGAAUAGGACCUUGAGCACUGAAUUUUUGAUAUAUUUUUUCUUAGUAUAGGUAAAGAAAUAUUAACCAUGACUCAUUGCACUUUUCCUGUUCAAUAAGAUUUGAAUAAACUUAACAAAUUUAUUAGGUAGAUGAUAGAGCUUUUUAAAAAUUAUCAUGACACACUGUGACAAAUAUUUUACUAGGAUCCAGAAGAAAUAGUUUUAAAUCAUAUUCCCAUUGCCACUUCAGAGGAAGAGAUGGAAAACAGUGCAGUUCAUACAGAGAAGCCUGAUUCAUAUUUUCAUUUGAAUAUUCAUUAUUUAAUUAAGAUUAGGAAGAUAAACAAGGGGAUUGGACAGCUGUGGGAGUCUGGUAAUAAAAUAAUUUUUUUAAAAGAAAACUUCUUGUAGGGGGAUAUAGCAUGGGUAAAUGAAGGCAGUAUAGAAGGUAAUCUUAUCCCCCAAUGAGUUGCAGCUGGACCAAUUACUAAAGAUUAGAAGCAGGCCUGACCUUAACAAGCCACACCUGUAGCCAAUAAGCACAAGUGGUAUAAAAGAGUGGAUUGGUGGGAGCUGGAGUCAGAUGACUGCUGCAAGGAUCGGGAGCAGUCAGUGCUUAGAGGAGCUGCCAGCGAGAAACAUCGAGGAGCACAAGAGAGCUUCUCACUGCAAGAAACAAAAGUGGAGAUCCAGGAUUCAUGAACUCUUUCAAAGAGUAGGAAGUCAGCUACUGAAAACAGAGCAGAGUGGAGUUGAAGAAAUGGUAGCCAGCUUUGGUAACAUUACAGAUGCGAAUACUGGAUUAAAUGUAGCAGCAGGACCUCAUGGGAAGGCUGACUGCUCCAAGAUGCCACAGCCACUAGAAAUUCGCCUCAGAUGCCUGAGGGGAGUCAAAGAUAAGGUCCCUGAAGGCCUCUACACUCUCAAAGUUUCUGUCCUCAGCCGCUUAGGUGGUGCCUUGGUGGAGCUGGGGGAGCAGCCUCAGGUGGGGACCACACGGCCUGUUAGUCAUGGUGGAAACUUCUACAACACUGAAAUCUACUUUGGACAAAGCAUCCAGACAGUUCUACCACAUGGAAAAGCUGUGAAACCAGGCAUGGUACUCCUCUUUGAACUCUUCCUUCUUCGUGGCACCUAUACCUGGAUUGAUCGAGAAGUGGGAUGGGGAGCUUUUCCCUUAUGUGAUAACAAUUUUAACGCUUUGGAGGGAAAAUUUAAAUGUCCCUUCCUCAGAGGACAUUAUGACUCCAAAAUUGACCGAUUCAAAAAAAUCGAAAAUUUCAUUUCCCAGGACUUGGAUCAUUGGCUAUGCAAUCUCUACUUUCAGAUAAUUAAACUACCGCAGGAUUCAGAUAAGCAAAAUAAGCAUGGUAUCCAUGUUCAUCUGCCACCUGAACUUCUUAUGUAUUCAAGCACUGCUGAAAAGAAUGGUGUCUCAGAAAAUGUUGUACAGUCUGGACCACAAGGGCAACCUCUGACCUCCCCGAAAGAUCCUGACACCCAUAAGGGAAGUAUUCCCACUGUUGUAAAGGAAGUGGAAAAGCAGUUUAAUGCUGCCAAAGGAGGAGAAGCGUGUGUGUCAGAAGAAGCUGUGAGGAAAAGAGAAGAGCUUAAAAUGCUUCCAGCAGCAAGGCUGUUUGGAAACCCAUUUUUGUGCACUGGGGAAAAAAAAACCGAAGAAGAGAAAUUAAACAAAGAAAACCACAAGAACCAUCUUUACAAAGAAGAUUGCCAAGAUUGCCAUGGCAAUGCAGACAAGCACUGUGGCUCGUUUUGGCUGAAGGAGGUCCAAGAAGAACAUCACAAGGUCAGCAGGAAUAACCCACCUGACCAAUGUUAUGAAUUAAAAUCAGGUCCAGAGAACAAUGCAAGCCAAGAAGAAGGGAAAACAUCUGCAGACAGCAAUUUUUAUUUGGAAGACUUGGAGAAAUAUACUUUUUCUGUGUGCUGCCGCUCUUCUGCUGCUGCUGAUGUGAGACUGUGCAGGCAGGUUGUGGAGCGUUUCCAUUUCGUGGUGUACACGGCCUUUUUAGAGCUGGGAGCCGAACGCUGGCGCUCCAGGGACUUCUGGCUGCUCGCCCUGCUGGUAGUUGUGCUUUGGUUCCUGAGACUUUACCUGCAUUAUUUGAGCCAGUGGCUCUUCCUUCGGAUCAUCUCAGUUCCUGUUGCAAAAUUCCAGCUCCUCCCUCACACUGUGGAACUGUGCUACCAGAACUCCUUGCUGCACACCAGUGAAGAGUUGGCCAUGGUUGUGGUGGGACCCCUAACCUUGAACGCAGGGCUGCUUCUCAUGGUCCUGAUCAGAUGGGGCUGUCAGCAGCUGUUUGAUUCAUUCCCUCCCUUCUUGUCAAAGUUUAUCAUAGCUAUGGGACUAUGGACAGUGCUAGACCCCUUGGCUGUGUUUGUAGUGGAUUCAUUCCUGGGGCGAUUUGGGAACAACGUAGAGAAACCCAUUGCUGAUGCUGCAAAACUCUCCUGGGUGUUUCUAAGAGCAGGGGAGUCAGGAGUUCCUGGUGCCUUAAUCACAGUGAUGCUUUAUACCAUCCUGUUCAUGAUCUCAUCAACAGUGUUGUACCUGUAUCUUUUAAGGCUACAUAGCGAAGGUUGGCUGUUGGAUGUAUUUCGACGUAUCCAUGGUGAGGAAGGCACGUUCUUUGUUCCACUGGACUUGGAGAUUUCCAUUCAGGAGCUGAGCUACAUUAUGAAGAGGGCUGAGCAGUGGAGAGGAAUCAAUGGUGAAAGACGGGUGGUGGCAGUGUCUGAUUACAUCUGGAAGGACCACGCCAGCCAGCCCGGUGGCUCCAGCGGUGACCUCCAGCUCCAGGAUGAAAUCUCUGAUGCUGCAGCCAGCUGGGAAGGAAGCACCACUGUUCACGUCUGUGUCUACACGGUUCACCUCAGCGGCUUCCAGGAGCUCUACAGGCGCUUCCUCAGGCUGCCUGAUGGGGCUAUCAUUGAGGCAUUUGGUGAUGUUGGUGAGGAAAGUCUUUUGUGUAAAGUGAGCACAGAUCAGGAGCAUAAAAAGGAAAAGGACAGUGUGCUGUGUGCAUCUACACUUAUCAAGCUGAGGGAGAGGAAAAAGAGUACAGCAAGGUGGAAAGGAAAUUGCAUUGUCUCUGACAAGAGCUAGUUCCUGCAGUAACACAUGGCCUGUGGAGUUGUUUACAUCGUGAUCCACAUCCAUGGUAUGGCUACUGUCUGAUGGGAUUUAUGUUCCUGAUGGCUGCAUCUCUGCCCAUGUGGCGUUGUCCUGCGAAUGCUCCCUUCGUAGCUCCUCUGUGGCUUCGACAAGCUGUGCAGUGUGGUGAAGUCACAGGAUCAGAUCACAGACUGGAUCAUGAACUCAUCAUUAUUUCAUGUGACUUUUUUUCCCUUCCCAUUGCUAGAUGUCUCAGGUUUGCUUGUUUCUGCCUUCUCAGCUUUGCUUGUACCUGUUAUUAGCUGUGAUGGGGAAAGUGUUGAUGAUUUGUCUUUCAGGUUUCAUGACUAAAACAUUGACAGUUUUCAGUAAUUGUUCAAAACACAAUGCUAUUGUAAUUGCAAGACUGUGAGAAUGCCCAGAAGAGGAGCAAUGAUAACUUCUUCCACCAGUUAAGCAAGUCCCAACAUGCUGCAAAAUUUACAAGAUCCGAUAGAUCAUUUUUUCUGAGGCUUUUGUGGUGGCCAUAUCCUGCUUUCCUGUGAGCUACAGCAGCUUAAAGCAACCUGGAGGUUAUGUUCAUGCUUUCCUAGAAGUAUUAAAGUUAGAACCAGUCAGUUCUCUUUAGUUAGAACCAGUCAGUGCCUAUUCUAUUUGGCUCCAUACAAAUGUAUCAGAAAUUGUCCGUGCCCCAAAGGCAAGAACUAUGAGAGACAACAGAAGAGGGUGGGAAGGGGAGCACAGGCAAGAAAGGUGAAAUCAUUUGAUCAAGGCCAUCUAAGUCAGAGGCAAAUGGAGAAAUACAGGGCAGACUACCAGCAUCCUGGUUCAGUCUUCCCUUUUUGUCCUGAAAACGAAGCUAGAAACUGGAAGAAACUUACCUUACUGCUAUUUUGAAUCGUUUAUGUAGAAUAAUGUAGUCAAGGUAGUAAUCAGUCACAUUUUUCUAGCAUUUUAUGAUUUUCUGGUGUCCCCUUGUUCACUCUGCUAUGGUUAAAGUUUUUCAGAUGUAUUUAUCUUUGUAAGAUCUUAUUCAAUAUCUUGAGCAUCGUUGAUUAAUAGCAUUACUUAAAUCUAUAGUUCUCAUCCACCUGCAUAAACAUUAAAUUACAUUAGGUAGUAACCUAAAGGUUUAAAUGUCACUCCUGAGCACAGCUUUAGUUUGGGAAUACAAGGUAGUGGUUUGGUUUCUACCUCGUUACUUGUUUUUUUCUUUUUUUCCAGUUUAUUUGUGUGUGUGUGCAUAUAUCUGGGACAUUUUAUGACUUAUGCCCAGGCAGAAAUGGUGUUAAAAAACUUCUGAAUAUCUACAAGAAUUGAUGUGAUUUUUGUGGCUUUUAUUGCAUAAGAUAUUACUUGGAUUACUUCUCUCUGUCACAACUGGAAUAAAAUUGCCUUUUAAUGUUUGCUUUGCCUGUUGACACUUUAAACUUUUCCACAUAACUUUGGAAAACAAACUAAAUGAAAAGAAACCACCCAGUAACCUAUUGCAGUGUCUGGGUGCCAGUACCAAUAUGCUUUGGGCAGUAUCUUACUACGUGCAUCUUCCUGGCCUCAGUUUUGCCUUUCAGCAUGAUAAAAUCCCUUUGGCCAAUAUUAUACCCUGAGUUUCUCACCACUGAGUUAAGAUAUCCCAGUCUGGUUCUGUGAGAUUCUAACUUUGGUGUUGGUAAUGCAGUGUUGGAAUUAAGUCUGAUGGUGGGUUGUGGAACCACCAUAGCUUAAAUUCUGAUAGGACUGUGUUGAUUUUUCUGACAAAUGUGUAUCUAGAACUGAAACUUUGUUCAGCGUGAAGGACUUGACUGACCACUUUUAUUCCUCCAGUUAUAUUGGAAUGUCUCCACUGACUUUCAUUUGAUAUAAGAUGUACAAUUUUGUACAUUACUUAUUUGUGAAAGUUGAAUUUAAGGUAUGUUUAAAUAUUAGGCAAAUUUACCUUAUUUUUUUAAUAUAGCAUCCUGCCUAUUAAUUUUGAUUACUUGCAUCUUAUGAGUUCCUAUGUUUGUUGGUCAAUGUGCAGUGGGUGGCAUUGGCAUUGAAAUUGCUUUCUGAAGUGCUCUUAUCAGCAGCAUCAUCCAUAAUGCUCAGUUAUAGCUGGAUAGUAAUUGCCUGUCUAUGCAGUGUUCCUUUGCAACAAUUUUCUCCUGUGUAGCUAUAUAUAUGUAGUCAUUACUGAAAAGUGUAAAUAAAGAAUCCUUUUAGUGGUGUAGUUUCCCUGGGUACCUACUGUGCUCUUAUUAUCUAAAACAUACUCCCCAUCUGUAGUUCUGUUCUAUUAAAGGAUAAAGACAUAACUAUGAAUUAAAAAUUAAAAUGCUUGUUGUAGAUUGGAGAGCAGGAUCUAUUAGAAUAUAUCUGGAGCUAGGCUUCCAGUACAGUAGAUAGAUUACACAGAGCACCAGUUAAGCAAGGGGAUGAAAAAUGAGUGAUUUUCAUCAUUCAGUUAAAUAUAGUGCUAAGUGGUAUGUGCUAGCAUUAAAAGCAAAUUACUUA